AUGGCGGGUAAAAUGGUAUUGUACAAAUUGGUGGUGCUGGGAGAUGGUGGUGUCGGGAAGACUGCAUUAACGAUUCAACUAUGUCUGCAACACUUUGUUGAGACGUACGACCCCACGAUUGAGGAUUCGUAUCGAAAACAAGUCGUUAUAGACAGCCAAGCAUGCAUGCUGGAGGUAUUGGACACAGCAGGUCAGGAAGAAUACACAGCCUUGCGAGAUCAAUGGAUCAGAGACGGUGAAGGGUUUGUGCUGGUGUACAGCAUCUCCUCCCGGUCGUCCUUCUCGCGCAUCAAGCGAUUCCACCACCAGAUCCAACGAGUGAAGGAAUCCGUCCAAGCUUCGCCAACAUACCCUGGUUCGCCAAUGACCGCCGCAGCACCCUCACAAAACGUGCCCAUCAUGCUUGUUGGGAACAAAAGUGAUCGGGUGACGGAGCGAGAAGUGUCGACACAAGAAGGGCAUGCCCUCGCGAGAGAACUGGGAUGCGAGUUUGUCGAGGCCUCUGCUAAGAACUGCAUAAAUGUUGAGAAAGCUUUCUACGACGUGGUUAGGAUACUCCGACGCCAACGACAAGCCGCAUCGAGACCAACGCAACAACCGAGGACCAGCACACGGCCUCAGAAUGGCGACGCUCACCGCCGGGAAGGCAACAGCACACGAUACAGGCGCGACAAGAGCCGCUGUGUAAUAUUAUAA
Pseudomassariella vexata is the source of this 696-nucleotide messenger RNA. Its product is annotated as ras family-domain-containing protein. The record is from RefSeq and is a predicted model, not a curated record. Gene Ontology annotation, cellular component: plasma membrane. Gene Ontology annotation, molecular function: GTPase activity; GDP binding; GTP binding. The transcript is spliced from 2 exons. Bases 1 to 696 code for a protein of 231 amino acids. Lineage: Eukaryota; Fungi; Ascomycota; Sordariomycetes; Amphisphaeriales; Pseudomassariaceae. Gene Ontology annotation, biological process: signal transduction.